Molecule: messenger RNA, 6934 nt
Organism: Tachysurus fulvidraco (yellow catfish)
Lineage: Eukaryota; Metazoa; Chordata; Actinopteri; Siluriformes; Bagridae
Gene: ctnnd2b
Product: catenin (cadherin-associated protein), delta 2b
Exons: 23
Coding region: 1004-4591 (1195 amino acids)
Biological process (GO): dendritic spine morphogenesis; cell-cell adhesion; cell-cell junction assembly
Cellular component (GO): adherens junction; plasma membrane; cytoplasm
Molecular function (GO): cadherin binding
Source: RefSeq, a predicted model, not a curated record
CAAAUGCUGUGUGGUCUAAUAAAAGUGAACUGUUAAUGAUGUUUAUUUUAAAAUUAGCUUUAGCAAGUCCACUAUAUCGAAAAUACUUCCAAGUUUUAUGUUAUAAUAUCAUAAUAUGUCUUAUUCUAGCCACAUUACCUAGCCUACUAAGCACUAUGUGCAAAAGUGUAUGAUGCUAAUGUCAGGUGAAAGCCAUGGUAUCAUAUUGUUUUGACCUAGCCAACGACUGCGUACUUAUUGUUGUCAUGGCAACCCGAGAAAGGCUGAAAACGCGACAAGCCUACUAUUUUAGAUACUAUUUUGUAGGGUAGUAUGCGGGUUUGUACGUUGCCAUGGUCACAUGCAUCGCACGCCUAGAUACUGGAAGAGAUUAGGGUGGGGAAGACGAGUCAGGGUUGCCAGCACGUUUAAAACAGCUUCUAAUUUCCUGCAGAAUAAUACCUGCUAUAAUAUAAAAGAUACAGUAAGAGUGUAAUGGGAAACAAAAUUGCAAACAACACGAUUAAAUAAAUCAGGAAAUCUUGACCCUAUUCAUAUUUAACGGUCAAACAAUGCUUUUUUUAUUUACAGCGUCCUCGCAAUCAAUCUGGCAACCUUGUGGAAAAGUUGUAGAUGUGGCCAGCAGAUGUCGCUGUUGUAUCUCAUCUUGAUUUGCUGCAGUGAGGUGGAAAAGAGGAGAGAAGAGGGAUGCUCCAGCAGCUCUGAGGGAGGAGAGCUGUCUCCGUUUCUCAUCUCUCUCUCUCUCUCUCUCUCUCUCUCUCUCUCUCUCUCUCUCUCUCUCUCUCUCUCUGUCUCUCCGCAGUUUUUUCCCAGCUUGUUCCCUUUCCCGGAUGUGUGUAUCGGAUGCUUUAAACGGCUCUCGGCUCGCCGGUAUCUCCUAAAACGGUGUGGGGUUUUUCACUGAGAUCUUUAGAGAUGCUGAACGGAUUCGACCCCUGUGUGAAGAGCGGGCUUUAAUCAGAGGAGCGCGUUUUAUUUUUCACUCUGGAUAGCAGUCGGAGUAAUGCCAGUUCCAGACCAGUCCUGUGACAGUGAGAACUCCAACAUGCUGAGCCCAGUACUAAACGCCUCCAACGGGGAUGGAGCUGAGACAGAGACGACCUCUGCCAUUCUGGCCUCUGUCAAGGAACAGGAGCUGCAGUUUGAGAGACUGACCAGAGAGCUCGAAGCCGAGCGACAGAUCGUGGCCACCCAGUUGGAGCGAUGCAAACUGGGAUCUGAGACUGGGAGUGUGAGCAGCAUCAGUUCUGCCGAUGAGAAGUUUCGCUGGAACAACCAAGACGGACAAAAGGACAUAGAGGACGAGCUCACCACUGGCCUGGAGCUGGUGGACUCCUGCAUCAGAUCCCUGCAAGAAUCUGGCAUUCUGGAUUCCCAGGAGUUUGCAGCAGGUGAAAGAGCAGGCAUCCUGUCCCAGAGUGCUUUACAGCUCAAUAAUCAAGAGGGCACCUUCCCUUAUACUGCUGGUUACCAUAGCAGCCAGACCCUGGCCCUGGGAGACCCGGCGACCUCCCAACCCCUAGCACGCGGUGCUCAGGUGGGAGGAGCCGUGCACAGCUACAAUCAGGUGACAUCUAGCCGUGCAGCCCAGCUGGUGGGCAAUGACCUGGGCGCACAUGCCCAGUCCCGAGACUCACUGGCACAGAGCCAUGGCAGUGCUUUCCACUUGCCUGACACUCAGCCUUCAGUCUAUUACUCAUGUGCCACCCUGCCAGCUCAACGUGUGAGCUCUCCUCUCUCCAUGCAGGCCCUGGGCUCUCCCUCCAAACUCCAGAGGCUUGGCUCAGCCUCGGACAUGCCCAGCUACGCCACUCUGCAGCGGGUAUCCUCGCCCAAGCAGUCGCCCAGUCGCCUGGCCAAAUCCUACAGCACCAGCUCGCCCAUAAACAUGGCAGCCGGAGGGGCAGCAUCCGCCUCACCUGGGCAGGGCAACGCCACUGGCUCACCCCCUCUCCACCAGCUCAGCUCAGCUGUCGGCAGCUACGCCACUCUUUCACCUGCCAAACGUUUGCUGCACUCCUCGGACCAGUACAAGAUCUCCCAUGAGCUCUAUGCCAACGCGACACUGCAGAGACCUGGCAGUCUUGCAGGCUCCAGGGGCUCUUACAGCAGUCAGCACAGUCACCUGGGCACUGAGCUGCGCCCCCUGCAGUCUCCUGAGCACCACAUUGACCCCAUCUACGAGGACAGGGUCUAUCAGAAAGCACCGUUGAGGAACUUCACCCAGGGCCAGGCUCCAUCCUCUCCUGGCGUCGAGCCCAUCCCCCUGCAGCGCACAGGCAGCCAGAAUGCCACAGGCACCUUUCCUCGCUCCAAUUAUGCUGCCGCACCAGACUACGCCAACCCAUAUCGCACUCUGCAGUUCUGCCCGUCAACCGACUCACCCUACAGCAAAUCAGGCCCUGCACUGCCACCUGAGGCCACGCUGGUCAGGUCACCUUCUGUGGACAGCAUCCAAAAGGACCCCAGGUACGACCCUGAAUUCCUUGUCUGGAAUCAAAAUCAAGCCGAACAAAGAAUGACAAAAGAGUUUGGCUGGAGGGAUCCCGAGCUGCCCGAAGUGAUCCAAAUGCUACAACACCAGUUCCCAUCUGUGCAGUCUAACGCUGCAGCCUACCUGCAGCAUCUGUGCUUCGGAGACAAUAAGAUCAAAUCCGAGAUACGAAGACAGGGGGGCAUCCAACUCCUGGUAGACCUGCUGGAUCACCGGAUGAGUGAUGUGCACCGCAGCGCUUGUGGUGCUCUGAGGAACUUGGUGUACGGCAAAGCCAACGACGAUAACAAGAUCGCACUGAAGAACUGCGGGGGCAUCCCAGCCCUGGUGCGCCUCCUUCGCAAAACCACAGAUGUGGAGAUCAGAGAGCUGCUCACAGGCGUGCUAUGGAACUUGUCCUCGUGUGACGCGUUGAAGAUGCCUAUAAUUCAGGAUGCUCUGGCUGUGCUCACCAACACCGUGAUUAUCCCUCACUCGGGCUGGGAUUCCUCCCCACUCCAGGAUGAGCGCAAACUGCACCUGCACUCUUCACAAGUGCUCCGCAACGCCACUGGAUGCCUCAGGAACGUGAGCUCGGCAGGAGAGGAGGCACGGCGCAGGAUGAGAGAGUGCGAGGGGCUGACGGACGCUCUGCUCUAUGUCAUUCAGACGGCGCUGGGCAGCAGUGAGAUUGACAGCAAGACCGUUGAGAACUGCGUGUGUAUCUUGAGGAACCUGUCCUAUCGGCUAGCGGCAGAGACAUCUCAGGGGCAGCAGCUGGGCUCAGAUGAGCUGGACGGGGUGCUGUGCACCGAUGCCAGUGGGAAGGAUGCUGAGAGCUCUGGUUGCUGGGGCAAGAAGAAGAAGAAAAAGAAGAGCCACGAUCAGUGGGAUGGCGUCGGUCCUUUUCCAGACUCUGGUGAUCCUCCGAAGGGGCUGCAGAUGCUCUGGCACCCGUCCAUAGUGAAGCCAUACCUCACGCUGCUGUCAGAAUGCUCCAACCCGGACACUCUAGAGGGAGCUGCAGGGGCUCUACAGAAUCUGGCGGCAGGCAGCUGGAAGGUAGGCCCCACCCCGAAGCCAUGGUCGGUGUAUAUCCGGGCCGCUGUAAGAAAAGAGAAGGGCCUUCCUAUCCUGGUGGAGCUGCUAAGAAUCGAUAACGACCGUGUAGUGUGUGCCGUGGCCACGGCACUCAGGAACAUGGCUUUGGAUGUGAGGAACAAAGAGCUCAUAGGCAAGUACGCCAUGAGAGACCUGGUCCACCGCCUGCCAGGAGGCAACAAUAACAGCAGUGGCGGCAGCGUGGGAAAGAGCAUGUCCGACGACACCAUCACAGCCAUCUGCUGCGCUCUUCACGAGGUCAUUACCAAGAACAUGGAAAAUGCCAAGGCCUUACGUGACGCUGGAGGCAUCGAGAAGCUUAUCGGCAUCGCACGCAGCAAAGGAGAUAAACACUCACCUAAAGUGGUAAAAGCCGCAUCUCAAGUUCUGAACAGCAUGUGGCAGUACCGGGAUCUGCGCAGCCUCUACAAAAAGGAUGGUUAUUCUCAAUACCACUUUGUGGGCUCCUCCUCUACAAUAGAGAGAGACAGACAGAGACCUUAUUCUUCCUCUCGCACUCCCUCCAUCUCUCCAGUGCGGACCUCGCCCAAUAACCGGUCAGCAAGUGCCCCCACCUCUCCACGAGAGAUGAUGAGUUUGAAGGAGAGGAAGACAGACUACGAGUUGACUGGAACUAAUCCCGGUUACCAUGGCAACAAGGGCGAGCACACCUCCAGGAAGGACACUAUGGCUGCACAAAUCUCCAGUGGAACUGCCACACUGUUCCGGGGUGCUUACGUGUCUCCCAGUGACGACCUCAAACAUAACCAGGUGUCCGCUCAAGGUAAUCCAUCAGAGGCCUACCCUCCCUUUCAGACUCCACCAGGAGCUAAUUUCGAGGAGAAUUAUUACGAGGACCAAGCUCACCAACGCCCCCCGGCCACCGCAGACGGCACCCUGCACCUCGGCCUAAAGUCCACUGGCAAUUACGUGGACUUCUACUCGGCCUCUCGGCCCUACAGUGAACUCAACUACGAGACGAGUCAUUAUCCUGCCUCACCCGACUCCUGGGUGUAAGAGGCAGCGGGCAGGGCUGAGAGUCGAGGUGAAGACACGCAGACAGAAACCAGCCCGCAUGUGCAUGAACACUACCGGAUACACAAACUCACACACACACUCAAACACAGACACACACCUUCAGUUUAAAUGGAAGGCACCUAAUGAGCUAAUGAGUCACAGCGGUCAUUGGAGACAUUCACACCGAGCAAACGAACCUGAUGAUGUUCUGGAGAAAGAAUGCAAAAGGAACAUGUUUAUUGAAAAAAAAGGAAAUUUGAAGUGCAAAGACGGUCCACAAAGCAGAGGAAUUUGGGGAAGCAGCGAUGGAAAUCUGUAAGUGCGAUCUAGAGGAGAUGGGGACACGAAGCACAAGAACAUGUCAUACGUCAACACAAGCUGAGGAAAUAGAUCAGACACAUUUUUAGGACAUCUCUUUGCGUUUGACCUGCUUUUUAUGGAGUGCUUUCUUCACAAGGAGAUUUUUAUCUUUUUUUUUUUUUUCAUUCUCUUUAUUUUGUAUGUCCUCUUUUUAACUUCUUAAUUCUAGUGUAAAGUAUUUGUUGUAUAUUGCAGAUGUAGAUACAAGUUACAUUGUGUAUAUUACAGAAAAAAAAACUGAAAGGUCCUCCCCAGUGGCUCAUAAUAUCAUUUUUUUGACAUACAAACGAAAGGCUACUCGUACAUUCACUUCUGUAGGUAAGGUCAUUUUUGGCACCACAAAAAUUUGGUUUUGAUUUAAAAGUGUUGUUUACUUUUUUCUUUUUCUUUUUUUUUUUGAGAAGAAUGAUACAGUGAUAUCGAACGCAUCAUCAUUCCACACACGGGGUGCUACACUGCCUGGCAACAGUUUACCGAUUAACAUUUUUGGCUUUAUUUUGCUCAGAUGUUUUUUGUUCUGUAAAGAUUUCGUGACAGGUUACAAUAACAGGUUCCACUAUGCUUCCAGUGACCGUGCUGGGGUUUUUUUAUGUUUUUUUUUUUUUUUAUGUUGUAAAUUGUGCCAAAUGUGGUUAUCCCUGAACUAGAGGAUCACCACAGUUCUGACAUUGAUGUUUACUUCUGACACCAUCAUCACCUGAUUCUAACAAUACAAUAUGCUUUAUUUUAAUUAUUAUUAUUAUUUUUACUUUUUUUUUCUUUUCAAUUGGGUUUCAAUGGGAUAGCCACACACUGCGACAAGACUUGGAUAACAAUGGGAGGGACACACUGUUUCAUCGCUAUGUCCCCCCUAAGAUGUAUAAUUCAUUUAUGCUGUGUUGUAAAAUAGAUGACUGAGCAAAGCAGCUUUUUUUUUUAUUUCCAGAAACGAGUGGUUUUUAAGUUCAUCGUAGACUAAUCUGUCAAUAGAUUAUGAAUUAUAUAUUAUAUAAAUACAAAUAUAUAUAUAUAAAUAUAUACUUUUUAUGUGCCGAUGUGGAUGUCACCUAAUGCAGAGACUUUGCAAAGGAAAAAAAAAAUACAUGUAGGAUUUUGUUCACGUUACUUCUGGUCUUAAAUUUCCUCCAAGCUGUUGCCCUCCUGUUGUCAUGUUGUUGCUGUGUGAAGCAGGUGAGACCAGGGCUCCAGACACCCAGAGCAAUGAUGAGGCCAGGUUUCUAACACAGAAACGGUGCUAAAACACACGCACACACACACACACACACACGUCCUCUUUGUUUUGCGUUCUUGGAUGACGCGUUUGCUGUUUGAUGUCACUCUCUUUCAAAAUAUUAAAGCUGUUUUUGAAUGUGUCUCCUCCCCAGAGUGAAAUACUGUAGAAGCCACCUCACAACGCCGUCUUCAUGUUUCUAUGAAAUCAAAAAUGCAACACUGCGAAAAAAAAUUGCUGCUAGUUUAGACGUGCUCCUAGAAUGAGUUUUUUUGGGGGGUUUUCCAGUCACAGUUGCCCGCUCUUUUCCUUUUUAUCUCAGGAUAUCUUGUAUUGGUUCUGUAAUGGCUUGGGGGAAAAUCUUUUCCCUCUGUAAGCAGACUGAAAGACACUGAGUGCAGCAGUCAUGGCCUCUGAUCAAGCUCUUCUUUAACCUGAAGUAGUUGAGGAACGAGUUCUGAAGUGUGGCGGUAAGCCCUGGUCUUCCCUCCAUAUGAUUUUGAGCUUAGAGAUAACUGUCAGAGGCAAGGAACCAAAUGAUAAUCUCCUGAAUUUGUCUCACAUAUCUUUCAGCACUAUCAAUAGUAAACGUCGGGGAAAGAAAAAAAAUUAACAUUCACAAAAUGUUUGUGGAAAAAAGUAGACAUGUCUGAAGACUUGUAUUGGAAAUGUAAGUACAUUUUUCUGUUGCUAGACAAAGUGUUUGAGAGAAUUGUGAACCUUUUUAUUGCCAGAUUGCAACUGCUAUAAGAUAUAAACUGACUAUCAAAUCA